Cyanistes caeruleus (blue tit) is the source of this 4425-nucleotide messenger RNA. RefSeq names its product leucine rich repeat containing 32 (gene LRRC32). Gene Ontology annotation, molecular function: protein binding. The record is from RefSeq and is a predicted model, not a curated record. Lineage: Eukaryota; Metazoa; Chordata; Aves; Passeriformes; Paridae.
UGUUGGGAAUCCAAACAUAUGUGCUGUCCCUACUGCAAAACUUCCCUCCCAUAUAACCUUUUCCUAUGCAUCCCACUCUGCGUGGACUUGGAGUUUUGGGUUUGCAACUAGCUCGGUGCCCCUGAUGCACUCCAUCCCCUGGGAAUCUGCAAGCUGACAGCUGUGGGACAGGCGGGAAUGACUUCAGAGACAAGCACGUGUCUGCAGAGCCUGCAGAGGGGAUCUUUUUGUGGAAUUUACAGACUGUUUCAUGUGUCAAUAUGAGAGGAGCAUAAUUACCAGCUGAGAAACUGCAGGAAAUUAGCCAAGACUGAAUGGACGAAAUGGAAAAUAGAGAGAAGCGCAGAGGACACACACAUUUUAAAACAAUUACGGAGGUAUGUAUUCACAUGCUUGUGGGAGCCUGGGAAUACAUAAGAGAUCGUGACUGCAAAGGAAUGAAUUCACAGACCAGUCUAUGGGGAGCAUUUUUUUUCCCUGUGACUUCAAACUUCUCUCGGAGCUCACAGAGUUUUAGUCAGCUGGCAUGCAAUAGAGGUACGACUUCCCUAAGGAAACUCUUCCUCGACUUGCCGUGGAAAAGCUGCUGGGAGAAUCUGUGAGACAGAAGGCUGCAAGCAGAGGUGAUUCCUGCUCCUGCUUCUCCUCCAGCCACAGAGCAGAACCAUGAAACUGAACAUCAUCUUCUUGCUGGCAGUGGUGAACACAGGAGCCUUUAACUAUCAUCCCAUAGAGGGGACAUCCUGUGAAAUGGCAAACUCACAGGCAUUUUGCCACAACAAAGACCUCCACCGAAUCCCUCACGAGCUCCAUCUGAAUGUACAAAAUAGAUCAAACAAAAUAGAUCUGUCUGGAAAUCUGAUUCAAAGCGUCCCUGAAAUGCCAUUAUCAUUUUACACCUCGCUCCAGUAUUUGGAUUUAAGCUUCAACCGGAUAAGUUUCAUUACGUCUGGAGUGUUUGCACACAUGACGAGUUUGCUGGAAAUAAAUUUAGCCAAUAAUCAUUUAUAUGAGCUUGUUCAGAAUGUGACAGAGGGCAUUGGACUUUUGCCCAAGGUGGAAACAAUGGACUUGUCCCACAACAAUCUGUACAAUGGGAUGGCUGAGUAUUUCAUUAAUCAAGCUCCAACACUGCAGUAUCUUUCCUUGGCAGACAACAGUAUUGUAGUGAUAUCACACAAGAUGUUUCAGGGAUCCCCCAGUCUUGUGGAGAUAGAUCUUCAGAGAAAUAUCAUCAUGGAAAUAGAAGAAGGUGCUUUUGAGACUCUAGCAAACCUUUCCAAACUCAAUCUCUCCACAAAUUCAAUUACUUGCAUCUCUGAUUUCAAUCUCAGGCAGUUGGAGAUACUUGACCUUAGCAGGAAUAGCAUUGAGACCUUCAGCAUCACAAAGUCAAAUGAUGAAUAUAGUCUAAGAUAUCUGGAUCUUAGUGAAAAUAAAUUGCUCCACUUCCCAGUCUUCCCUCAGGUAAAUAGGCUGGUAACUCUGAAUUUAUCAAAUAAUUUAAUCCAGCUCACUGCUGAAUCCCCAUAUAAUAAAAUGGACUACAUGGAUGAUGAAUGGCUAGAUGCUUCUUUUCAUCUUCUUGAUCAGAAGCAAAGUAAAAAUACAAGUUCUCUUUAUUUAUCCCAACUUGUAUAUUUAGACUUAAGUUAUAAUGAAAUCAAAUCCAUUCCAGAUGGGUUCUUUGAGUCAAUGUUGUCCCUUCACACCCUUAAUCUCAGCAAAAACUGUCUUCAGGCAUUUGCAGUAAGUUAUGACAGCGCACUGAUCUCCCUAACUGUCCUUGACUUGAGCUACAAUGCUUUGCAGAACCUUCUCCUUGAUGCUGAUGCCUUGUCAAAUUUGAGGGAGUUUCAUAUUCAAAACAACAACCUUCAGACCCUGCAAUUCGACAUCUUUUCCAGUCUUCCUAGCCUCAGAUUUCUUAACCUACAGAGCAAUAAUAUCAGCCUUUGCAGCAUGUACUCAGGAUUAGCUAAGCAAAGACUUGCUGGAGAGGAAAGUGGCUGUGUGUCAUUUGUUAAUUCUCCUGCUCUCCAGUACUUGUACCUAGCAGACAACAUGCUGAACAUCUUACCAGCACACACCUUCUACAAGACCCCGCUGCUUGUCUUGGAUCUCUCCAUGAACCCUGGACUGAAAAUAGAACUUAAAGCACUAGCAGGACUGGAAAAGUCUCUGGAAUACUUGCAUUUACAUGGCAAUGGCCUGAUAGAUUUAAAUAUUGACUUGCCUUGUUUUAGUCACCUUAAGCAUUUAAACCUCUCUGAAAAUCAGCUGAACUGGCUGCCUAAGUGGAGCAGUGACUCUCCACUGGAAGUUCUAGACCUACGGAACAAUAGGUUCAGUACGUUACAGGACAGCAAUAUUUUAGCAUUAGAAAAUUCACUUAAAAACUUGUAUCUCACUGGGAACCCACUCAACUGCUGUGGAAACAUCUGGCUUUCAUCAAUGAUCCAGAACAAAAACGUCCAGAUCCCCAACGUGGAGCACUUAACAUGCCAGUACGUUCAGAGCUUUGGGUAUUGGGAAGAAAUGCACAUUGGGAACAUUAGACCAGAAGACUGUGAAAAAGAGGAUCUGAAGAAAAUCAACAUCCUCAUUAUAUUAACAUUUGUACUAGUUUUAUCUGUGAUCAUCAUUGGUGUGGGUUCAUUUUUUUGCUUCCGAAGGCAAAACUUUAACCAUCAAUUUAAAGCAUAGGAACACAAAAUGCCUUGAAAACUGAAGAAAUCAGGUGCUACCCUGGCACUGUGUAGGAAUGAAGGAUAAAAAUCUCAUCUUUGAGUUUUAACUGUGGAUUUUAAGAUGGUUUUGAGGUGUCCCUGAACUGCACCACUGUAGUGGUCUGGGUUGGAGGGACUGGAAGGAAAAUUUGCUCCGUUUUGCACUUGCUUCAUUCACAUGCAGAUCUGCUUAAAAGAUUACACAGUGUUAGAAGAGGCCACUGUAAAGUUCUGCUGUUGUUUUGAGAGAUGUGUAAUUUAAACCAGCUCAAAAGAAAAAGGCCUCUAAGGUCUUGAGAUCUGAGACUUUUCACUAAGCUCAGAUGAUGGCAUCAGCCAAUUAGGAAAUCCUUUCUCAAAAUUAUGUGCCUCCACAAGAUGUUUUGAUUUGGUCUGAGCUUUGCUUUUACCUAGCUGGUUAGCUCCUAACCCUUCUUAAACUGAAAUUAUACAAAGAUAUGCCAGAGUGGGUCAAAACACAAUCUUCACUCAGUGAAGUUGGUUGCAAAUUCCCCUUGAGUUCCAAAACAAUGAGAAUUUAGCUAAAAAAAAAAAAAAAAAAAGAAAACAAAACCUAAUUAUAGGUAGUGUCCAUUGUGCUCCUGUCUACUAUUUAGACAGCUGACCAUGGAAACCAAAGACCAUGUGGUAGGAACCUCUUUGGAUAUCUCCUUUCAUUUAUUGGGAUGUUGCUCCAGUCACUGGAGCAAGACAUGAGAGGUAGAUGAGAUCAAGAAAUCUCAAGCAUGAGACAGCUGCUGAUGUGUUACCAGAUCUGCUCAGAUCACAGGCCCACAGUUUAACUAAAAGAGGAGAAAUUGGCCUCUCACGUGCAAUACAUAUUUAACUGGGUAUAAUGUGAAGAAAUUAAUCUCUGGGGUGAACACUUUGCAAAAGAAGAAUCUUGGAGAAUGAAUUUCAACCAGCUAGAAUUGGACUGAAAUGCUUACGUUUCUAAGCAAAACUGAGGGAAGUUCACGGCAUACAGUUGAAUUCCAAUACAGAAGAAUAAUAUAUCUCUUUUUAAAGGUCAUGGAAAGAUACACUGCAAAAAGAUACCAUUGUGAAAUGAUACACAGGAAACUCAGUUGUGUGCCAUUGUUCAGAUCAGAUGUUCACUGUGUCACCCUAAAAAGGCAUUACAGUCUAGAGGAUGUGCUGUAAGAAAAGUUAUGCAGAUCCUCAUUCUGUGAUGGGUUUAACACAGCUAACAUGCUACAUUGAUGAAAGCUGACACUGACAUGUAUUUUGUUUUGUACCCUGACACAAAAUUCACCCUUUUGAAGUGAAUAAAAGCUCACCAGCAGUGGGAGCCUGACCUGCUAAUGGAGUGCAAUGGCUUCAAAAGGAACUAUAUCAGGUCUUCUGUUAAUGCCACGAACUGUACAUUAAGGCAUAUAACAGAAACAGAGGUCAAACCAAAACCUGUCCAGGUAAAUAACUCAAAUUGCUGCUUCAUUUCUGUUUCUUCAAGCUAGUGAAUGAAAAAAUUAACACACUACAAAAAGGUGUAUAAUUCUAUUUUUAAAGCAGCUACGUAAGAAACUGGCUGGUGGAUUUCACUGUGGAAUUUUGUAUAAUAAAAACAUAUUUGAAUUUUGUAAAAUGCACAGGGUUGUGAAUAUAUUAAAUCACCAGUUUGAAAUGCUCCACAGAUGAAAAGAAAAGCCUUCCUGUUUUUCCUAUGGUGUUCAGA